CAGGGGGCAGGAUCGCCCUGUUUUCCUCCCCUUCCCCGCUCCUGGUGUUUGCGCUAACCGCAGCAGCAGCAGCUGCGGGAGUCUUUGCAGGCUGCGGGACACGCAGAGGACACCGCGCUGGUUGCUCAGGAUGCCGGGGAUCUACAACCAGAAUGCAUCAGCAUUCCUCCGGCUUUCAUAGGGCGGAUUAUCCGCAGCUCGCCGUCUUCCUUCCAGCAGCCCCCGGGCUCUGAGCAGCUCCCCUCCGCCUUGAUGCUAUCUGGAGAGCGGCGCAGCGCGGCUCUGUGGGCUUCUGAUUAGGACCUAGAGGUGGUGCUGGGGGGGGGGAUGGAGGCGGUCAAAAUGGCAGCUGUGCACCGGGUGAUGGAGCUGUGAUGCGGGGGGCUCGUUUGCUAAUUCCACUGGUGACUGGUGUGCGGGACGCGCGUGAGGGAACGCAGUUUGGAUGUGUCUCCAGAUUUAGCUCCUGUAGCGCAUGGUGAGGGGUGUGGGGCUGAGGGAUGGUCUGUUGGCGCUCAGAGCUGCAGGAUCGACGCUGAGGGACAGGCGGACACGUGCGGGGUCUGGGCUGCGGGACCCGGUUUGCAUCCCGCGAUGCAUUGAAAACAAACCGUCCCUGAGAGCCUGAACGCAACAUUGAUGGAAUGCGAGCCGAGCGGUUCUGAAAUCUCCAGAGCAGCUAAACAGGCACCGAUACUAACAUGGCCGAGGCUCCGCUGAACUCUGACGAGCCUCCAGCGAACGUUGAGAUUGAUCCGGAUUUCGAGCCCCAGAAGCGGCCGCGCUCCUGCACCUGGCCGCUGCCCCGUCCGGAGUCCGGUGCGGGCAAGCCCGGGGCGAGCGACGCUGACGUAAUCCCCGAAGAGGAGGAUGAUGAGGGGGGGAGCGCGGAGGGAGGCUCUGCGCAGAAAGACGGCGGCUCGGUGAAAGAGCCGAGCAGCGGCUCUAUCUCCCAGCCGCUGGAGGUGCAGCGCCGCCCCGGCAAAGAGGAGGCCGCCGACGGAUCCCCUUCCUCCGCACACAUCCCCGGAGCGGCUCUGUGCGGCUCGGCCUCCCAGCAGCUGAGGAAGUCCUCCGCCCGCAGGAACGCCUGGGGGAACUACUCCUAUGCAGACCUCAUUACCCAGGCCAUCGAAAGCUCCCCUGAGAAGAGGCUGACCUUGUCCCAGAUCUAUGACUGGAUGGUGAGGUCUGUGCCAUAUUUCAAGGACAAAGGCGACAGCAACAGCUCUGCUGGCUGGAAGAAUUCCAUCCGACACAAUCUGUCCCUCCACAGCCGGUUUGUGAAAGUCCAAAAUGAAGGAACCGGCAAAAGCUCUUGGUGGAUGGUCAACCCAGAAGGCGGUAAAGGGGGCAAAGCUCCGCGUCGCCGGGCCGUAUCGAUGGACAACAGUAAAUACAUCAAAGGGGCGAGAGGACGGGCCACCAAGAAGAAAGCCUCUCUGCAGGCUGCACAGGACGGCAGCUCUGAAAGCUCCUCCAGCCUCUCCAAAUGGACCGGGAGUCCCACGUCCCGCAGCAGUGACGAGCUGGACGCCUGGACAGACUUCCGCUCUCGGACCAAUUCCAACGCCAGCACGCUCAGCGGUCGUCUUUCCCCAAUCCUGGCUAACCUGGAGCUGGAUGAGGUGCCUGAUGAUGAUUCCCCCCUCUCCCCUAUGCUGUACUCCAGUCCCAGCAGCAUGUCCCCGUCCACAGGACCCACAGGACUCUCCGACCUGGCCGGUACAAUGAACUUGAACGACGGGCUGUCUGACAACCUGAUGGAUGACCUUUUAGACAACAUCAGCCUGACGGCAACUCAGCAGCCUCCUCCUGGUGAGGAAGACCCUGGAGCCAUCAGUCAGGGAGGCUCGGUGUUUACCUUCAGCUGCUCCGGGAGCGGACUGGGCAGUCCCUCUGGAAGCUUCGGGCCAAACCCUCUCUUUAGCCCCACCUCCAUCACAAGCCUGAGGCAGUCACCUAUGCAGACCAUCCAGGAGAACAAGCAGACAACCUUCACUUCCAUCUCGCAUUUUGGUGACCACCAGACCCUGCAGGACCUGCUGAGCCUGGACUCCCACAGCCACAACAACGUCAUGCUCACCCAGUCCGAUCCUCUGAUGUCGCAGGCCAGUACCGCCAUCGCCCUGCAGAACUCUCGCCGAAACGCUAUGCUGCUCCGCAAAGACCCUGUGAUGGCGAAUCCGAGUGGUGGAAGUCCGGCUGAAAGCGCUUCAGUGCCUGGUUGGCAAGCUGGCUUGUCAACCCCUGACAAUGACGGAGGCGGCCACAGGGACGCCAAGCCAACGCACCUGAAGCCCUCUGGCAAAAACGCCUCUAUGCAGGACCGCUUCUCCGGGGAUCUGGACCUGGACGUGUUUAACGGCAGCCUGGAGUGUGACAUGGACUCGAUCAUCCGCAACGAGCUGAUGGAAGCAGACUGCCUGGACCUGAGCUUCGACGCGCGCCUCGACUCCACAUCCACCCAGAACGCCAACAGGAACUCGGGAAGCUUCUCCGGCUCCAAACAGACGUCCCCUCAGAGCUGGGUGCCCAGCUGAGGCGCAGCGGGAGCUCGACUGGCACAUGUGUACAUUUGGGUUCUUUGUCCUGCAUUGUGCGCCCAAAGGGAGAAAGUGUAUUUAUGUAGUAUUUUCUUCCAAUGUUUUUAAUGUGAGGCAUUUAGUGCUGUGCUAUAGUUAAAGUGUCAGGGAGCCACAGUGGUGUCUCAGACAUACGGCAGCGUCUUCGCAGCAAAGAAAACAAAAACCAGAUCAAUGCCAGGACGAUGGGAGGAACAUCGUUGAUUUAAAUCUUCACGGAAAGCAUCAACUCAUGUUAGUCUCAGGGAAUCACUCAUAUCACCAAGUGAUGGGUGAAACCGAAGAUGAAUUGUGUUUUCCACCUGCUUUCUCUCCUCUUUCACCACCUUACAUACCUAGACCAACCUUUCUUUGCCAAACCAGCCGUCCGCUUCUAGCCGACAGCCUGUUUACAGAAAAACAAAGAGCUGCAGAAAAUGUAAAGUUAUUCCGUUGAAGUGGAGGAUACUUGGAAAGCUCCGUUUGCAAGGUUUUCCUCGAGAGACGAUCCGCCGAACGAACCUACAGUUUGAAAGUGUUUGUGUUCCCACUGAUGCACCCAAUCAGGUACUAGAUAUCAGUCUGUGAAGGGAUAAAAUCUUAUUAAGAUGUGAGCAGGUCUGCAUUGUGUGGUUUUUGUACUUUUUUUUUUUUUAAAGAAAAUUCUUCUCUGUGAUUUUAGUGACAUUACUGUGAAUUAUUUUCUUCCUGAAGAGGCGCAUCACUGCAGCAGAUCCCUGUUCACCAUUUUCACUCCUUCUCUUCCUCCUGGGAAGUAAUCCUCCAUGUUUCGGACUGAGGAAGUGGAUUUUCCCACCAUCUGCAUUAGCAAACACGACUAUUGGAAUGAAAAUAACCACUCUUAGACACUAAAGCCCUUGGCUACCACAUGCCAGUGUGAUUUUGGAAGGAGUUCUCGGUGCUAUUUUAAUGAAGAUAGCAGGGAGUGGCUGCAGAUGGAGCAGCCGCUCAUUUGUUAUCAGCACUACAGCAGGUGCUCUGGAAAAUGGUUUCUACCCUGUAAGAGUCAAGUGGGUGUGUAAAGUUUUAGAGCCAUCUUCUUUGCCAAUGAGAGAGAGAGAGAGGAACCACAGUAUUUAUAAUAUUGCCAAAUUCUUUCUGCAUAUAAAUAAAUAUGAGGAACUACGGUGUAUACAAAUGAAGUCAGUAUUCUUAAAUGAUAGUUUUCAGCCUUUUUUGUAGAAACAAGAGGAUAAAACAUUGUCAGUAUGUCUUUUUGCUAAGCUUCAUUAUUUUUAAAGGAAAAACAAAACAUUUCCUUACAAAAGUGUAGAUUUCUGUUGAACUGUUUCUCAUAUUUUUUCCUGUUACAACCACUAUCUUAGCCUUAAACUAAAAACGUUAAAGGAAUAGUACACCCAAAACAUGAUUAGCCUUCAUUUUCUACUCACCCCCAUGCUGAACAACACUCUGUAGUACUUUUUUGAUAUC
Messenger RNA from Cyprinodon tularosa, 4016 nucleotides. It is a transcript of the gene foxo3a, whose product is annotated as forkhead box O3A. Gene Ontology annotation, cellular component: nucleus; mitochondrial matrix. Gene Ontology annotation, molecular function: DNA-binding transcription factor activity, RNA polymerase II-specific; RNA polymerase II cis-regulatory region sequence-specific DNA binding. Gene Ontology annotation, biological process: regulation of transcription by RNA polymerase II. The transcript has 2 exons. Lineage: Eukaryota; Metazoa; Chordata; Actinopteri; Cyprinodontiformes; Cyprinodontidae. The record is from RefSeq and is a predicted model, not a curated record. The coding region runs from base 702 to 2543 and encodes 613 amino acids.